AUGGAAAGCGUUUGCAGACCGCGCCUCUGACGUCAUACUCGAUUACCGUUUCUCAUUGGUCUCAAAUUCCCAAAGCCUAGGCUAAUUAUUGGAAGGUUCAUGUUGAUAAAGUACAGCUCAUCCUUCCCUCCACACCAUGUCCCCUCCUCGCUGGCCACUCUCACUGCAUGCUUUUUAAAUUCACACCACCAGCCUCCAGACGUCGUUUCCUUUUGCCUAGGAGAUGAUGGACAGCAGGAUACUGGAUCCACCUCAUGCCCAGUUCGGAGGCUCUCUCGGCGGGAUGGUGGGCUUUCCGUACCAUCUAAGCCACCAUCAUGUUUACGAAUUAGCCGGUCAUCAACUUCAAUCUGCGGCCGCAGUUCCUUUUUCAAUAGACGGAUUACUUAAUGGUUCCUGCACAGCUUCAGUGGUUAAUUCGAACCCCCUCUUGUCUGGCUGUGGUAUGAAUGGAGAUAACCAGCAGUACAAGCUGACAGAUUCGUGUGACCCAGACAAGGAUAGCCCCGGUUGUAAGAGACGACGAACUCGCACAAAUUUCACUGGUUGGCAACUGGAAGAAUUAGAAAAGGCUUUUAAUGAGAGUCACUAUCCCGACGUGUUCAUGAGGGAAGCACUGGCUCUGAGAUUGGACUUGAUAGAAUCGAGGGUACAGGUAUGGUUCCAAAAUCGUAGAGCUAAGUGGAGGAAAAAAGAAAACACAAAGAAGGGUCCAGGGCGACCAGCUCACAACUCCCACCCAACAACAUGCAGUGGAGAGCCCAUGGACGCGGAGGAGAUCGCCAGGCGAGAGCUGGAGAGGAUGGAGAAGAAGAAGAGGAAGCAGGAGCGAAGACUGUUGAGGUCCCAGAAUAAACUUUUGUCAGGGGACCUAUUUCACACCCCAGGAUCUGACAGUGACAGUGGAGUGUCACAAGUGACAGACAGUGAACAAAAUCCACAUUGUGACUCUGUAGGCCGAAACCAAACCCAAUCGAGCUGUGACCAAACACCACAAACCCUCCAGAACCAAAGACACUUGAACCAAGAUGCUGGUGGAUCCGAGCUGGACUCGUCCGACAGCAGUCAACAGUCAAGCAUGUGCGCCAAUAGCAGAGUCUCCAACCUUCAGAAACUGAACCCAUUCAGCGUAGAAAGCCUUCUAUCCGACUCCAGACCAAGGCGCAAACCGAACAUAGAUGGAUUUUCUGCCUUACCCUCCUCGCGGCCUUUGAUAGGGAAAGGACAUUUCUUACUCUAUCCUAUCACCCAGCCGCUUGGAUUCAUUGUUCCUCAGACUGCUUUGAAGACAACACCACCAGACUCAGAUGCUGACAACUCCACACAAAGAACCCCAGUGAAUGACAGCAGCUUAUCUGCCAAUACUGGACAUAAAAACAAUAAGGAGUCCAACAAUCUCAACGACGCGAAAGCAAUCAAAGUGCAGGUCAACUUUACCGCGAAAAAUACUAGUUCCCCACAGAACAGCCCAGGCCAUGUUACCUUUUCCAGUAGAAACUGUAGUCAGUCUUCAGCCAGUUGUAGUGCAACAUAUUUCCAAGAUGAUGAUGAUUCAAAGUAUCUGCCAUUAGACAAAAAAGAGCAGUCUGUAAAAGACUACCCAGAGAGUUCCGAGUCUGUGACAACCAACUGUCCACCAGAGACAAAGACAGAGACUCAAGAUGUCGAUAUGGAAUAAUAGACCUAUAGGUGAGAAACAAUAUUGAUAGCGUCAACAACACCUUUCAUUUGCCCAAAGCUCAAUCACGUCUUAGAAUAUAAAUUCUCAUUUUACAGAUGACAUAUAUAGCCUAUUUUCUGAUGAUGAUGGGUUAUAACUGUGUGUGUGUUUGUUGCGUGCGUGCGUGUAUAUGUGCACGUGUGUGUGUGGUGGUGGUGGUAGUAGUACAAGCCCCCCCCGCCCCCCCCCCCCCCCCCCCCCCCCCCCCCCUGUGUAACGAACUGUAAAAAUACAUAAAAACCACAAAAAUCCUCAAAGGCUGUAAAAAGUAUUAUAAUAUUUAUAUAUGUAAGGUUUUCAUAAAUAAAUCGAUUGUAUACAAUACAUCCAAACCGUGUGAGACCUUAAAUAGCCCGUAUAGUGGGUAUAGGUAGCGCUUUCUGCUAAAAUCUGAUGUUGUAUUUUGUGUAUUGCUUUAACAAAUUUAUUCAUCUAUAAGCCUCACUGAAAUGAGGUUACGAGCCGGAGGCGAAAGGACCCGCUCGACUCCUGCAGAGUUUUGAUAUGAAAGUAAUUAUUUUCCCGGUGGCUACUGCAGGGAUUCAGUUUAUUUUAGCCCAAAGGGUUAUUAUACAUUACCGAUUUCUAGUGAUAUGAAAUCACAUAAACUUCCAAGAAUAAUAGAAUUAGCAUGAAAGGCUGGGGUGUCAAAUUGAAAUACGAAAAUAAUAGCCCCGGCAGCUGGGAGUGUGUUUGUGCAUAUUGGAUAGGAGAUGGGAAUUCGUGGGGCGGAAUUUUCAUGAGCUUUUCACUUUGUCAGGGCCCUUGUAGCCGGCUAUAUUAAGAUAGAUGUUCGAUGAUAUCCCUCAUUGUUCUGUCGCUUACAUUGAUGUUUCUGUGUUAUCAGCCUAUUGAUCAUGCGUCGGCUGUAAUAGGACGGGCGAAGCAAACGUGCCUAUUUACAAUAGCAGAACACAUUUGUUCUAAUAGGGUUGGCGGUCCCCAGGGAUGCUAUGCAGGCUCGGGGACAUCUGCGCCAUGGCAAUAUUAGCAAUGUUGACCAGAUAGAUUUAAAAUCGAGGUAAGAAAGGAAAGACUAUUCACAUCGCAUACAGCUUGUUUUACAAGAUAGGGCCUAUAGGUAUAACGCACGUGAAAAUGCCCUCAAUAACACGAACAUCUAAAUCCUAAAAAUGGAAAACAUCCAUUCCAGUGUGUCCUUAAAUACCCAGAGUUCCUGCUACUCUUUUAGGGUCUUGAUUUGCAAAUAAAUUGAAAAUAAUCAGAGGGGCAGCUUUACAUCUGAGCCGGCGCAAAUGAAUUUCUGAGCCUGUGUCCCUUUCAUAAUAUUUACAUAAUUUUCACCCGAUGACUGCUGUUUGCUCAGAGGAAGCAAUGACUUAUUGGGUGUGGGUGAAGGGGGGCUUUUGGUAUAAGAGACAGGCAAAAGUGUAUAGGGAAAGGGAAAAUUUAAUCUCAACAGAGAGUAUAUAGGCCUAUGGCAGAGACAGAAAGUCAAUAAGCUAAUGAAUAACUUAUUAUUUGAUGAAAACAGAUCCAAAUACAAUGGCCCUUGGAAGUCCUCAACCCAACAAAGAUAAUACUUUUAACUUUUAUUAAAUAUAUAUUCCUAUACCCGACAUAAUAUUUAAAGACAUUAUCUUCUUAUUCAGCCAGCCGCAGCCUGUCCAGCUCCCUAUUGAGCUUUAUUUCUGUCAAUGAGUUGCCAUUUCGGAUAGGCCAUUUGGAAAUUAGAGUUCUCUGGAUGUGUCCUUCAAUAUAUAUAUAUAUAUUUUGUGUGUGUGUCUUAUUUGGAGCGUAUGUUGUAUGGUAGGGGGUGUUCAUGUUUAAUUCAUUAGCAUACCGAACAGGAGUAUCGUGGCUGCACACUGGUGGCCUUAAGGUGAAAUUAGCGAUUUGCUUAAGUAGUUAAGCUUUUUUUUGCCUGAGAGCUGCACGCUGUAUGAUUCAAGACAAACUAUCAAUCGAUAUGGCCCAGGCAGCCUCCAGGAAAUGUGUCCUCCAUGAAUCAUACUUUAUGAAUUCAAUUUCUACCCGGAGAAAUUUUCAAUUUGAACGCCGGAUCAUUAUGGGAGAGUGUAAAUUGUUUUUGCUCUAUUAUGCAUCGGACGCCAUCAUUUUUCUUUCUAAUUACGGAGGUGUCAGGUCGGGCUGUCAUGCAGGCGCUGAUUUUCAAUUUAACUGAUCAUCAUGCAUUCAUUUUCCCAUUUGAUAAAUCUGCUAUCUCGACGCCUCUCCAUGCCUGGAAUGCUAAAAGAGAGACACAGACUGGCAAAGUAAUAGAGGCGUAUAUGCAGCAAUAAGUGCAGAUCAGGCAGCUAAUUUAGCACCUCCUGAUAUUUCAUUUCCAUUUUUCAUUUUCAACUCUCAAAGGAGGGAAAAGCAGCCCAAAGGCAGAACUCUCGUUCGCAUUCAGCAUCAGAGAGGGAAAAAAGACUACGAAAAAGCUUGUUUUCAACGACACAUCCAAAUUGGGAUAUCAAGCUUAAUUAAUGCUAAUUGAGUUUCUCAAUACGUGUUAUUUUUAUUUAAUAGAAACAAAUUUGCGCAAUUAAUUAUGAGCGUGAUAUCAAGAACCUCAUUUGCAACAUUCUCUUUUCCCUCCCUCGCAGCUUUGAGUAAAUUAACUUAUUUUGUCAUUUGCCAUUUUUUUUGCAAAUUAAGGGGGUGAACCAGGAAUUAUGCCAUUGACAUUAUUUAAGAAUGAAAGAGGCACACUGUUUAUAUUUUUACAACAUGCAAUGUUCAUAGCACACACCAAUGCCGAACUUAACAACAUAAUUAUACAGAUAUGCCUACGAAUAAAUUACUUGUCCAUUUACGUUGUUUUUCUUCAGCAUUGCAUGGGCCUAUUGGUGUUAGAAAUGAGUGAGUGUAACAUCAAUUUUUAUUCAUGAAGCAAUUCAUUAAUUGUUGUCUCAUCGUUUAAUUUGUCACAGUCAUAACUAUUUGAAGCUGGCUAGUACACAUGAUUAUAGAAAUGAACACAACGAAAAUUGUGUUUAGUGACCUGCUAAUUCAUUGGUUUUGUAGAUUAUAGGAAUGUUAUUAAGCACUUUUCCUUAUACAUUUUCCAAGAUCAUGUUUCCUAACAAGCCUUAUGAUACUUUUGAAGAUUCUUUGAGUUUCUAAGUGGUUAUUCACGUAUUGUUGCUAGAGGUUUUCUACAAACUUGUCACUAAUAGUAUCUGCUUAGCAGGGCUUUGUUUCAGUAGCUGGAAAUGAGCAUGAAUGUAGAAGGACUGUGCCAAAUCCAUUCAAGAUUAGAAUGAUCAGUCAUACACUACAGACAUCAAAUUACCAAUUAGUUUAGCUAUUCGAUGUGGAUCUAUAGAUAGUCCUACAACAUAGUUUAGUAUAUGCGUAAAUGACUUGCAGAUGUGAGCCUAUAUUUUUUAUAAUAAUCAAACAUUGCAAAUGUACACCAAUAAUAUUAGGCUACAACAACCCAUAGACAAAACAUGGCAAGUAAUUUCAUUUCCACGUGACUCAAAAUCAAUUUAGGCAUUGACCGUAAAACAAUGCACAUGCCUAUGAUAAUCCUAUCCCACGUUUGCUUGGCCGAGAUAAGAGCGAUUAAGUCUGUCGGUCCAUUAAUAAGCAUGCGAUGUAAUAAAAUCCUAAAAAAGCAUGGCGGAGUUGCUCCAGGAUAGGAGCCAAAUGUCAAGUAGCAUUUUAAGCGAUUGUGUUAAAGAUCCAAGUGCCAGUGUUUCUCUUUGGGUAUCACUGGGACAGAAGGAAGUCCCCUUCAUUCUCUCAUUCAGCCUCACUGAAUUAGCUAAACUACGGUGGUAGCCUAAACUAAAAUGACUUCAAUUUGACAUAAAGUCAUUGGCUGCAUUGUUGAGAUUAGUCGAUCAUAGUCGAUCAUGAACAAUGCACUACUAGCCUAUAGCACAAACUACAACAUGUCUUAUAGAGCAUCCAGUACAAUCAAAGCGUGACAAGAGAGAAGCCAGCAGUCUUUUUUGUAGCUAUUGGCCAAGACAAAAACAUAGGCUACUAUAAGUAGAAUGUUGGCUCUACACUCUUAGAAAAAAGGGUUCCAAAAUGAUUAUUCGUCGUCCCCAUUGGAGAACCCUUUUUGGUUCCAGGUAGAACACUUGGGUUACAUGUAGAACCGUUUGUGGAAAGGGUUUUGGGUUCCAUGUAGAACCCUUUGUGGAAAGGGUUUUACAUGGAUCCCAAAAAGGUUCUACCUGGAACCAAAAAUGAUUCUUAAAAGGAUUCUCCUAUUUGGGGACAGCCGAAAAAACCAUUUUAGGUUCUAGAUUGCACCCUUUUUUUUCUAAGAGUGUAGAGAUGUGUGAAGAUGGAAAUAUUCUAUUGAAAUGUUAAUGUCUGUUGUGUAAUAGGCCCACCCAUUUGAAGACCUUCUAUAACAUUUAAUUAUCUCAUCAUCUCAACUGUCGCCUGUCGGCUUUAUCUGCAAAUUCACGCUUGGAAAGUACAGGCAGUGGGGGACUGAAUUAUACUCUAUCCAUCUGUCAUAUCAACCAACUACAUCAAACCAUGUGGGAAACAAUAAAGGCAACCACCUAGAAUUAUUCCGUUUUUGUAAGGUUUGAGUUAUAGGCCUAGCGCCAAUCUGCUUUCAGCUACAUUCAAUAUGCCCCAAAAUGCUUCUUCUAUAGCAAACGCAUCUUGUCAUAUCCAGAUGUAGACAUUCUGGUUUACAUUUGAGGCGUUUACCAUCCAUUAUUUUGACCUGGAAUGGAUCAACAUCAUAAACAUGACCCAGAAAUUAACACCAACUCCCUUGGUCAUUGUGGUUAUUAAAUAUCUAACAGCCUGUGACUGCAACCCUGCUCUUCUCUGCUAAUUAUCACCUUGUGAAAAGUGUUUCAUUAGCUUUUUUUCAUUUAAUGAACCAACCACGGAAUUCCAGCCAAAUAACUAAUAAGGGGUCUUCCUCAAAGUCAUGAGUAAUGACAUUUAACAUAGGCCUAUGUAUUAUAGAUAGACCUAUAGCUUAUUCAGCUUAUCUAGCCACUCUCAGCUCAUGUGUGAUAUGGAGGGAUGUACUUCCUCAGUGGACCCAUAUGUCAACACCCACAGAUGUGGUGCUUUAAAAAGAUCACUCAAUCGGUUUCCAAAUCCAUUCAGCCAACAAAAAAAAAAAAAAAA
Messenger RNA from Oncorhynchus mykiss (rainbow trout), 6808 nucleotides. RefSeq names its product UNC homeobox (gene uncx). Lineage: Eukaryota; Metazoa; Chordata; Actinopteri; Salmoniformes; Salmonidae. Gene Ontology annotation, molecular function: DNA-binding transcription factor activity, RNA polymerase II-specific; sequence-specific double-stranded DNA binding. The record is from RefSeq and is a predicted model, not a curated record. Gene Ontology annotation, biological process: regulation of DNA-templated transcription.